AUGUCAACAGCGACAAUCCAGGCGAUCAACGAGCGAGUGCUGCAACAUCUGCGGGAAGCGGAAGCUCGAGGAGGAGCAGCUCAGCACGUCUUCCCCGACUGGUCAGCCUUACGAAGUCCGCAACCCGGCCAGGGACUCUCCGCCAGCAGCCUGGCCAUGAACUUGAAUCCGUUCGUGUCCCCGUCGACCCAUUCGCGAGCCAAAAGCGACACCGGCGCCGACAGUCCAACGGGGGUGCUUGAUCUCAGUCCGAAAACCGAAGUGAAUCCGACAGGCCCGCGCGGCGGCUUGCUGAAUUUCUCAUCCGCCACGGCUCAGUCCCAGGAUCGACCCGGGUUGACGCUCCAGAAUGCCGCCGCGCUGCUGGGCAACGUGCAGCUCCCGCUGGGGCACGGGCCCGGCGUCGGGCUCGGGUUCGUGGGCGCCGCCCGCGGAAGCGCCGCCUCGCCGUCGAUGAUCUCUCCCGGGCUCAGCCCGCUCGGUCCCGCUGUGAUGCACGCUUCGCCGACUGCGUCGGGGCCCUUUGGCCCGUUCGGCAUGGCUCUCGGCCCGGGAUUCCCAGUGCUUCCCCGCGGAAACACGACCUGCAACGUGUGCUUCAAAACCUUCGCGUGCCACUCGGCCCUGGAGAUCCACUACAGGUCGCACACGAAGGAAAAGCCGUUCAUCUGCCCCAUCUGCAAACGGGGAUUCUCCACCAAGGUAAUCAUCGCUAAUCGUGGUCCGGUAGAGCGGAACCAAGAAAAAGAACAGGCAAAGAGAGAGAAAAGGAUCUGUGACUUGUGUUCUCGCGGGAGACUCACGGCCAUUCAUGCUGGUGUGUCGCAGGGCAACAUGAAGCAGCACAUGCUCACGCACAAGAAGAACGAGAGCCCGGAGAAACCCGGCGGCUCGGGUUCGACGAGCAAUAAUCCCAAGCAGAACGGGGAGAAGAGCCGAAGCCGACCCGCGGCGUCGUCGAUCGCACCCGAACCCUCCGGCGACAGUCUCAGCAAUUCCUCGCUAGAGUCCAAGUGGCUCCUCGGUGGCGGUGGCUGUGGCGUCGGCGGUGGCGGCGCCGUGAAAACCGAAUCCCCUCGUGACUCCGUUGUUGACGCAGAAAAGUUCCCUGUCAUGGACCAGGUCGAGAGUCAGGACUUGACCUCGCUGAAGCAAGAGUCGUCGGCGCUGGAGGGGGAAUGGGACGUCGUCGGUCCUGAGCCUCUGGUCGGCAGCAACGGGAAUGCGGUGGAGUCGCCGGUGCACGACGUGGUUAUCGCCAAGUCGCCGCCGGUGAAACGAGAGACUCCGGUCGUCGGGUCGCCGCCUGCUGCUGCCCCCGCCCCUGCUCCUGCGGCGGCUACUGUCCCUGCUGUUGAUAACGGAAAGCCGAGCGGAGGAACCCACCCUAUUCCCAAACGACCGCCUGGUUUCCCGAAGCACAUGUGUCACGUGUGCCACAAGAAUUUCAGUUCCGGGAGUGCUUUGCAGAUUCACAUGCGAACUCAUACGGGUGAUCGCCCAUUCAAGUGCCCUGUUUGCGGAAGAGCAUUCACAACCAAAGGGAAUCUGAAGGUUAGUUUAUUCUACAUUAACCCUAUUUCCAAGCUUCAUCGGUGGAAAAAAGGUGGGAGAAACAUGGAUGAGUAG
Messenger RNA from Notodromas monacha, 1629 nucleotides. The record is from the annotation of a GenBank genome assembly. NCBI's taxonomy places the organism in Eukaryota, Metazoa, Arthropoda, Ostracoda, Podocopida, Cyprididae.